UGCCGUGUGUCUUUUACGCUGACUCACUUGACUUGACGCCGCUGGCUAAAAACUUCAGAAUGGACCCGACGAGAGGAAAGCCCGUUAGUUAGUUAGUUAGUCAGUCAGUUAGUUAGUUAGUUUGUGAAAGGAGAGACAAGAGACACCGUCCAUGUCUUGUCCACAAAUAUCAACACACUAACUGAGACAAGCGAUGUCGAGAGAAAACACCACUCGGAGUCUGGACAGCAUAGACCUCGCUGCUUUGAGAGAUCCAGCGGGUAUCUUUGAGUUGGUGGAGGUGGUCGGCAAUGGAACCUACGGUCAGGUGUACAAGGGCCGUCAUGUCAAGACAGGCCAACUGGCAGCUAUCAAAGUCAUGGAAGUUACAGAGGAGGAAGAAGAGGAGAUAAAACUGGAGAUCAACAUGUUGAAGAGUUAUUCCCACCAUAGAAACAUCGCUACAUAUUAUGGAGCUUUUAUUAAGAAAGGCCCUGCUGGACAGGACCACCAGCUCUGGUUGGUGAUGGAAUACUGUGGAGCCGGCUCUGUGACAGACUUGGUGAAGAAGACAAAGGGGAACUGUUUGAAAGAGGACUGGAUAGCUUACAUCUGCCGAGAGGUGCUCAGGGGUCUUUCCCAUCUUCACUCCCAUCAUGUGAUCCACAGAGACAUCAAGGGACAAAAUGUUUUGCUCACGGAGAACGCCGAAGUCAAACUGGUUGACUUUGGAGUGUCGGCACAGCUGGAUAAGACGAUUGGUCGAAGGAACACCUUCAUUGGCACUCCCUAUUGGAUGGCUCCGGAGGUCAUCGCCUGUGAUGAGAACCCCGAGGCCACAUAUGACUACAGGAGUGACCUCUGGUCUUUAGGCAUCACCGCUUUAGAGAUGGCCGAAGGAGCCCCUCCUCUGUGUGACAUGCAUCCAAUGAGAGCACUGUUUUUGAUUCCACGCAACCCUCCACCCAAACUUAAAUCAAAGAAAUGGUCGAAGCGUUUCUUGUCGUUUGUUGAUCGAUGUCUUGUCAAGAACCAUCUGCAUCGACCGGCUACCGACGCCCUGCUGAGACACGCGUUCAUCAAAGAUCUGGCUAAUGAGAGACAAGUUCGCAUCAUGCUCAAAGAUCACCUGGACAGAACCAGGAAGAAGAGAGAGAAAGAGGGUCCAGAAUAUGAGUACAGUGGCAGUGAAGAAGAGGAGGACGAGGUGACAGAGGAGGAAGGAGAACCCAGCUCCAUCGUGAACGUUCCCGGCGAGUGGACAUUAAGACGGGAGUUUCUCCGUUUGCAGACGGAAGAUCGUGAAGGAGGCAAAGAGGGAGGUCACAGAGGAGGUGGGGCUCAACAAAGACAACAGGCAAUACAGCAGCAUAGGCAGCAGUUGGCGGAGCAGGAACGUUACAAGCAGCAGUUACUGGCCGACAGACAGAAGAGGAUCCAACAGCAACAUGAGCAGCGGCAAAAGUUAGAGGAUCAGCAGAGGCGGCAGCUGACAGACUGCGCCAUUCAGUGGGCGGAGCUUCAAGAGUUCCUGCUCGGGGAGGAGACUGAUCACCACGACAACCGAAUCUUUCUGGAUGAGAGGAACAAGAGGAGUGACAGGAGACAGGACCAUGCAGGCAGACAGCGGAGUGCCGAUGUGUCAGUAAGGCCUCUGGACUCCACCGGAGAGCAGAGAGCCGUGGCUUCAAACCAGCUGCUUCAGCACAAGGCCCAGCUCUCCCAACCCCAGCUACAGCCGCAAGCCAAGCCCCAGCCUCUGGCUCAGCAUCAGCAGCCCUCGGCGGGAAGGAGAUCCCACCGCACCCUGCCCAAGGACCAAACACAGCUCCUGUCACUGCAGCACGACCACAGACACAGGGAGCGAGAGCGGGAGAGAGAGAGGCAGAGGCAGAGAGAAAAGUCUGUGGCAGCUGUCCAGAAGCUAACAGCUAAUAGUGGGAGCACAGCUGCCGCCGCCGCCGCCGCUGCCGCCGCUGCUGCUGCUGCUGCUGUUGCUUCCUCCCCCAGCCGCCCUGCAAACAGCCAGCACUCAGCGAUGGACAUCCAAGAAUCGAACCUCGCCAAGCUGUUUUUGGCCGCCGGUUUUCCCAACCAGGUGCAGUCUAGGCUGGGCUCUGGGAGCAGCUCUAGUCCUUGUACUCCAGCCAUGCAGAGAGCUCACCUCAACCAGAAUGCCAAUCUGCGCUCUAGUCGAGAAGCCCCUCACAGCAGCUCGAUGUCAGAUAUGGCCAUCUCCCCUUUGUCUCCGUUUUCCCCGAUGUCCCCGACUGAUGAUGUCUUCUGGGGCCCCGUCGAGAUGCCACCAAAGGUCCCAGAACGCACAACCUCGAAGUUUUACUGUCGAGAACUGGUGAUGGGGCACAAGAGGACAGUUUCAAGUGGCAGCCCAAUGACUGUAGCAGAUAAGGGCGGACGAUCUGUGUCUCAUGGAGUUUCCUCCAGCAGCAGCAACCACUCAGGUUACUUCAAGCUGGAGAGUCCUCUUCUUCAGCACCGUGUCCAGCAGCACAGGAGGACGCAAGAAAACGUACCUAGCGGACACACACAGGCCGUAAGAUCUGCCCUCGGUCGGCUCAACAAGGCCACAGAAUACUCCUCUUCCAGCGACGAGGUCGGCAGCAGCGAUGAUGAAGAGGGGAACAGGUCUGGCCUGUCCAAUGGAAAGGGGAAAUACUACAGAGGAAUACCUGAUGGCAUCGUACUGCAGCCACACCACAAUCUUAACCAGAUAUCGCGGAUAGGUUCAGAUGACACCUACCUGCUACCGGACCUCCUGCAGAAAACCUCCUCCUCCUCCAGUCCUACCCAUAAUGCACUGGGCCAGCAGCAGCGAACAUGUGAACUCAGCUACUCGCAGUCGCCCACGACCCCUCGAUCCCCGACACUCCAGGAACUACAUGCUGUCAGCAGUCCUAUUGGUAAAAACACUUCCACGUCUUCCUCUUCCUCCUUCCUGUCCUUCAUCGAUCCAAGAUUGAUCCCCGUGUCAUCGCCACCACAGAGCCCGACCGGUGGUAAGGGUGAGCAAAUCAAGAGAGAGAACCACAGGAAGGGCUCUGUGGUGAACGUGAACCCAACCAACAUUCGACCGCAGAGCGACACCCCGGAGAUCCGCAAGUACAAGAAGAAAUUCAACACGGAGGUUCUCUGUGCUGGACUGUGGGGCGUGAAUCUGUUGGUGGGGACGGAGAAUGGCUUGUGGCUGCUGGAUCGGAGUGGUCAGGGGAAGGUCUACUCCCUCAUCAGCAGGCGGAGGUUUCAGCAGAUGGAUGUGUUAGAGGGACUCAAUGUCCUCAUCACUAUUUCAGGUAAAAAGAACAAGCUCCGUCUGUACUACCUGUCGUGGUUAAGGAAUAAAAUCCUGCACAACGACCCAGAGGUGGAGAAGAGACAGGGUUGGACCUCAGUAGGUGACCUGGAGGGAUGUGUACACUAUAAAGUUGUGCGUUACGAGAAGAUCAAGUUCUUGGUGAUCGCUUUGAAGAAUGCUGUGGAGGUGUAUGCCUGGGCCCCGAAACCAUACCACAAAUUCAUGGCCUUCAAGUCAUUCAGGUCUCUGCCUCAAAAACCACUCUCCGUCGACCUGACAGUGGAGGAAGGUCAGAGGUUAAAGGUCAUCUACGGCUCCUUGUCUGGCUUCCACGCCAUUGAUGUCGACUCUGGGACACCGUACGACCUCUACCUGCCUACACAUAUCCAGGGUUCCAUUCAUCCACAUGCCAUCAUCAUUCUGCCGAACAGCGCUGGAACAGAGGUUCUGGUUUGCUACGAAGACGAGGGCGUCUACAUCGACACCUACGGCCGCAUCACCAAGGAUACAGUGCUGCAGUGGGGCGAGAUGCCGGCAUCAGUCGCCUACCUUCAGUCGAACCAGGUGAUGGGUUGGGGAGAAAAGGCCAUAGAGCUGAGAUCAGCCAACACAGGGAACCUGGAGGGAGUGUUCAUGCACAAAAAGGCUCAGAAACUCAAGUUCCUGUGCGAAAGAAAUGACAAGGUCUUCUUUGCCUCGGUGCAGUCAGGAGGCAGCAGUCAGAUUUACUUCAUGACUCUUGGACAGAACUCACUGUUCAACUGGUAACAACUGGACCUGUUACUCUGGGAUCAGCUGGCGGUGUCUGCCUUCAUCUUUCUGGGUCUGACUUGCCUUUUUGAUUUUUGUGUUGACUGACGUUCAUGUUCGUGGAUAGCGGACACCAUACAAAGAUCAACUAGUUAUUCCUGGAUCCAUUACUAUUACGUAACUCCGGCUGCAGCAAACAAGCUUGAAUCCACCACUCCCUCCCUUAAAUACUGACGCCUGAAUCAUCCCUGCUUCAUCUGCACCUGGAAAAAAAAACAGCUUUAGUUUACUGCCACCCUCACCUGUCCAUGAAAGUGUUAAAAAAAAGGUACAACUAGCAGUGUCAGCAUCUGUACUGUGAAAAGCACACCAAGCAUUUUCUCAUGUCAGAUCUCCAUAGUUACCUGGAGACCAGUUGGAUUCACCCUGCAAACCAGUGUAACUGCAGCAGUGUGGCAGAAAUCAAGACUUCCUGUUGUAUCCAAAUCCACCUGGAAACAAAAUACGAUGGCUUGAUUCACUUGAUUGUGUGGUGAUUCCUAACGAACACCAGAUCAUCGGUCAACAUCCGGCCUCGACGUCUCGUUCCUCGUCUCAUCUGGCAGUGCUGGAGACCACAUCAGUCUCUCCUGGAUCACCUGUUUCUGUCUCUCUCUAAAGGAUUCUCUCGCAUCAGUUACUCGGCUAAUUAUCAGUUAUUCGCUCAUAUUUGCUUUAACGAAGCCUGGCUGCGGCGAUUUACUGGAUCAAUGAAGUCUUUAUAGACUCGGGGAGCGAUGCUUCCUCGUGUUAAAGGUGUGAAACUAGAAGAACAGGAGUCCUUCAUCAAAGCACACUGGCUCCAUGGACAACAUGCGGGCAUUUCAAAGACUGGGUUGGGGCCAAAAUGUGGACUAAGUAAGACAACAGUCAUUCCAUAUUUUGUCUCUAUCGCUUUCCUUACUCCAGAUCCACGUACCACCAGUGUUGUCUGCCUCCGAUACCUCAGCAGUGUUAUUUAUGAAGACCUUUAGUACUGUUUAGUUGUUUUCCUCACUGCUUUUCGCAUCAAGGACCCCCCUAGAAAAUCUGGUGAAUUACUGUACCGAAUCUUUAUUUUGUUGAUUUACAUAUAGCAUUAUAUUACGCACUAUCAAAUAUAUUAUUGAACGAAGAGUUUUUCUUUUUUAGGGUGAAAGUAAGUCAGCGUAACACCCUACAGAUCAUAGAUUUAAUCACGUACUGUCUAUGUGAACCUUAAAAUGAGGCCAAACGUCAGAAUCGAAUUACUGCCACGCAGAUACAGUUCAUUAACUUUAAGACUGCCCGUUUGGUCGAUCUAUCCCUAAUUAUGAGCUUGAAGUCAACUUUGCUCUCAGUCGCCAAUCAGGCAAAUGAUUGCUGCCUCUUAGCGUUCACCGCGCCACAGAUCCUGGUGUAGUUUUAGUCUCAUUAUUCCAUAGUAAGGACCUUAAGAGCCUUGUACUUUACUGUAGGGAUUACAGCAAGUAGAGAUAUGAACCAACUCCACAGUAACAGGCUAAGAACGCUCUUCUGCAUCUGUUUUGUACAGCUUAGGAUGUAUAUAAUCUUGUAAGAUGCACUGUUUUCUAAAUAUUUUAUAAUUGACAAGCCAUCUUUAUGUAUAUGUACAGAAUGAAAUGCUUAUGAAUGUGAAAUUCCAUCCCAGAACAGAGUUCACACGUGUUGCUUCACGCGAUCUUUGACGAGUUUGCGAACACGAGCGACUGACCGCGAACUUGAAGGCUCCCGUGUCCGAGAUCAAAUAACGUGUCGCGUGAGUUCUGUUUUGCGGUCGACUUUCUGCUUAACGUGUAUGAGUCAGGAUCUUUGCACAGCGGCCAACUUGUACACGUUCUCUGUAAUAUAUUCUCCUUUGAAAUGGUUCAAAGUGGGAACAUUUAAAGCCAUCCAGUAGUCAGUAUUGAAGAUAUGACGGAUAGAUCAGUAUUUCUUACACUACCCAACGCGGGACGCGAGAUGCAACGAGCUGGGCUGUAAAAAGUGAAAAAUGCUCUGUUGUGUAAUAGUUCUUCUGUUUUUUUCUCAUUCACACAAUGAGCUUCAAAGCAAGAAAACCAAAGACAAAGGCGUCGAUAUAUUGGCUUCUUUGAAUCUGACUGUGUAAGAUCACAAACUGACUCUUUGAUUUGGAACGAUGAUUUAAAAAAAAGAAAAGAAAUCAUCUCUAUUUGUAAAAGUUAUAUUAUUAUAUUCUAUACAGAAGAUGCCAGACGCAUGACGUGUUUUGGUGAAACCGCAACGAGAUAUAUGCAAUUUUUAAUGUUGCUAGUGUUUAAUAGCUCACGUGUAUGCUUUAGACAUAAAUAAUUGGUUCCUACCUUCAAAUGUGAAUUUACGAUUUGUCUGUUUCUGAUCCAUUUCCACGAUCGACCUGUUUUGUGUUAUACGUUAUCCUCUAUAUUUACAUUUACUCUUGAAUGUUCAGGCUAUCAAAAAAAAAAAAAACUGCGCCAAAUGUUUUAUAUUCAGUGAUACUUUGAGUUUUAGUUUUUUUUGUUAUGGACUUGAAAUAAUGGAUAGAAAUAAUGCAGCUGGUUCUGUGAGAAUAUUUUAAAGCGGAGAGUUUUAACUUUCCGAUAAUUACUGUCUCAUUGCUAAGACGCUACCAGAUUUCUUACAGUAUUUGUGUGUGUGUGUGUGUGUGUCAUCGGGAUGUGUGUUAGCUUCUUAACAUGGCUGCAGUGCAUGGAAAUACAGGAUUGUAAACUAUAACAGGCGUAGACUUGCUGGCUUACGUGUGCUCAAGAUUUUACAACCAAGCGGGGCUAGGAUACGACUAAGAUAGUAGAGAGGCUUCACAAUGUGUCACUUGAAAACAAGGCACAGCUAGAUUUCACAUACUUACUGUGCGUUAAUAUAUAAAAUUGGCUUAACAUUUUCGACACUGGAAAAACAAUUAUUCCUAUGUGCAGCUGACAACAACAGCAGUAAAGUCACAAAAUAGAUUUUAAGCAACUCGAAAUACAUUUUGAGUCGAUGUCACAACGUAUUCAGAACUGUGCAAGCUUGUGGUUAGCUUCGGUCUGGUCUGGUCAGCUGUUAAAUCGAGGCCGGUUACAGCACCGGGUACAGGUUUGGCCAGGUUCCUGAGCAAGACCCUGGUCAUCAGAGUCCAGACAGGACAAGAAACCAGAUCUAAACUAGUCCUGAACUAGCACAGCGCGGCUCCAGCACGUGUUCCAACUUCAACCUUACAUUUACACGGACGAUGCACGGUGACAACAUCCAGGAGCUGGCCUGUGAUUGCUGCACUCGACUAUCCAACACGCUCAGCACAAGUUAAGAAAUGAGUUUCGUUAAUCAGCCGUUAGAUUUGAAUUAUCUCAUGAAACAGUGUCAGAAUCUGUAGGAUUGUCGUUAAAGUUUGGUUUCAUGUCCACACUUUUUAAAGCAAUAAUGCAUGUUUGAUUCGUCGUCGUUAUGCAGUUACGUUACCGUGACUGACUUCAUCAGAUGAGCUGUAAUCUGGUCUUGAUUUGAGUGAUACGUAACAAGUUCAGCAUCUUUUCUCUAAAUGUGCCAAUUUCCCAUCUUGUACGUUCGAUGUUCAUUUUAACAUCGUGUGUUCUCUGCAUCGUUCUCCGUCCUGCUUCAUGAGACGAUCCGUUUGUCAUCUAGAGCUACAGCUACAGCUGACAUUUUUUUUUGCAGGUUAUUAGAAACAAACUUCUGCUUGUGCUGGAUCGCUAACGAGAGAGAGAGAGAUCAGUGCACUUCCACCCACACCUUCCACCGGUUAAGAUGAUAGAUUCUGUUUCAGGCCCGCCGUGACUCACGUCUCUGAACUCACCCACCGACUCUUUCCCUCUCACUUUGUCAACACGUGUCUUCUCACCUUUUCAUUCUCCUCUGCUCGCUCACUCCUCCUCCUCUACCAAUCUACACGUCUUGCUCCCUUGCUUGUCUUUACGUCAUAUCAAAGGCGAGUUAUGGAGUUACAUCAUCACGGCACUCACUCAAAGAAACGUUUAGCUCCACAACAAACCUGAUCAAAGCAUAUCGCUCCAUGUUUCUUUCAUAUUCCUGAACCGCUGCUGAUCUGAUUCUCCUUUUUAAAAAUAUAACAUAACCCAUCUACUGUGUAUCACAAUAAAUACUUUUUUAUAUAUUUUAGAGUCCACAGAAUUGGCCCGAUUGCUGAAGUAGGAUGAAGAACGAUGCAGAGAAAUGCUCGAGCACAGCAGCUCGACUUAAAGCGUUGCUAUGUUCCGUUGAAGCACUAAACUUUGCUACAAGUAAAGCUAAAACCUGGUGUAACAGCAGCACAGGUCAAAAGAGACAAAACACCUGAGGGUGUGUGUUAUUGCUUAUUAAUUCAAUUUUCUUUAAUUUAUUUUGAUUUACUUUCUUUUCUUAAGUUGCGUAGCUCGUUACUUUCCAGCCGGCGUCAAAGUCUGCGAACGCGAUCCUAAAGAAAGUGUAAGUUUGCGUGGGGAGGAAGGUGUGAUGUGGAUUGAUGGAGAACAGGUGGAAGCAGGAAUUCAGUCUGUCAGGGAAAGAAGGAAGGAAGGAUUGAGUUAGAGGUUAGGUAGUCGGUGGCUCGAGUCAAGUGUCCGCUAAUAGAAGGAAUGUGGAUGUUGCUUUUUUGCUGUAGUCGUAAAAUAACUGUUGGUAUCAAAAGAAGUUGAAGAAAACUUGCCGGCGUUUCAACAGAGGGCGCCGAACUGCACAUGUGAAAUUUAUAGACGUGGAUGGUUAUGAAGAAGAAUUAUAAUUAGGAGCUUUUCGUAGGGUUAUAUUUCUUCUCUUGUUGUGUUACUCAUCCAAAUGAAUCUCAGUAUAAGGCACCAAUAGGCCGAUAGUGAUAUAUACUAGACUGUUAUCAGCUGUUGAUGAGUAAUAUUUCCCAAAAGUUCAGAUUUAGCCAAACGUUUACAGUUACUGCCAGUAAAUUUUGGACUAUCUUCCUCUUGCAAUGUGGAGUUUUUGAUGUGACACAUGGGACGGUUGUUCUUCUAAUAAUGUAAAUUCUAAAGAGAAGAUUAUAAAAUACCAAAUAUUAUAUAGAUAUAUAUAUAUAUAUAUUUAAGAAUAUAUAUUCCCCCUUAACCGUUUAAUUUCUGUGCCAUUAUAAAGUUUAUCCUUUGUUUUAUUUUUUUUUGCACUGGACCUAUGUUUGAUGCAUCAUAUACUGUACGCCCCUCCUGCUUUGAGGUGAACACACACUCGUGUUUCUAUGUAACGAGGCAAAAAGACAGUGAGACAAUAAAUAUGUUGAAUUAA
Larimichthys crocea (large yellow croaker) is the source of this 9289-nucleotide messenger RNA. RefSeq names its product misshapen-like kinase 1. The record is from RefSeq and is a predicted model, not a curated record. The coding region runs from base 194 to 4060 and encodes 1288 amino acids. Lineage: Eukaryota; Metazoa; Chordata; Actinopteri; Sciaenidae. Gene Ontology annotation, cellular component: cytosol. The transcript has 33 exons. Gene Ontology annotation, molecular function: ATP binding; protein kinase activity. Gene Ontology annotation, biological process: protein phosphorylation.